AUAGAGGGCAACACUUUCAAAAAGAAGAAGCGCAACCUACCGGCAAAAGUUUUAACUUCACACUGCAUAUAGUUUGACUAGCGUAAUACUGUGACUCAGCUAGUAUCAAGUCACAUUGAACUCGACCAUUUUACUUAAAAGGGACGAAGGCACCCGAAUGAUAUUGCCACAAAUCCAACUGAUACUACAGUUUAUGGGAUUUACAUUAAACGGCGUACAUUACAUGUCACUGUUUCUACAAUAGCAUCGUUGCUAUUGUUUUUGCUGGCGUAUUUCUUAUCGCAGGUUAUAUAAAUUAUAAACUUUAACGUUCAUUUUAAAUAAAUGAAUAAAAUACAUAUGAAACGUAAGUGCUGUGUAAUUGGGUGUAUAAGUAACUGCCAGAAUAUGGCAGUAAAAUAUUACUGUUUCCCAGGACGCACAUGGGAACAUAAGCGAAAAAGUAUAUGGAUUGCUAAUACACAAGAAAAUAUGAAUCAAGAUAAAUUAUGGAAGCCAACAAAGAAUUCCCGAAUUUGUAGUUUACAUUUUGAAGGCGGUGAAAAAUCAAAUGAUCCACGAAAACUAUCAUACAACCCAACAAUUUUUCCAUGGGGAAAAUCAAACUCAGUUUACUGUACUUCAGGUAAACCUUUACUUUCACCAUCAAAGGAAAUGAACAUGAGUAUGGAAAACUUCUCGAAACAAACGAAUGAAAUUGAGGUCCAAACAGACUUCCCUAGUGAUUAUUCCAGCGAUGAUUUUUGCGAAAUCUCUUGUUGGCAUGAUUCACUAAAAAAUAUAGUUUCAACUCAAAUAUCAAUUAGAAAAAAAAAAAAUUCUGAACAAUCGACUCAAACUUCAGAGGAUACUGUUAGAAAUGACCAUGAUCAUAAUUUUCAUUUUAAAAAUAAUGUUGGCUUUUUAAGAUUGGAAGACAUUAAGGAUAAUGGAAUGAUGAAACAAUUUGGAGGUACCACAUCAUCGUUUUUUGAAAAUUUGCUGGACGAUAUUAAAGUAAAUAAUACCAAUCACAAAUUUAUAAAGAAAGUCACAAAUGAAAACCGAUUGUUAUUGUUUCUAAUGAAAGUAAAGCUAGGAUUGAAUUUUAAUGCACUUGGGUGCAUAUUCAAAAUUUCUAAUGUAUGUGCCUCUACAAUUUUCCAUAAUAUUUUGGAAGCAUUGAAUUUAACAGCAAAGAAAUUAAUUAAAUGGCCUAAUAAAGAAACAAUGAAACAGAAUAUGUCUCCCGUAUUUUAUCAACACCCGAACUGCCGUGUAGUCAUCGAUUUUCUUGAAUAUCGACUGUAUACGACACCUUCAGUAGAACAACGGGCACUCAGACAUUCAAGUUUCAAGGGAUAUUUCGUGGUUAAAUUUUUAAUAGGUAUCGGAAUUAACGGCGAGAUAAUAUUUAUAUCCCAAAGUUAUGACAUUCAAGCUUCAAAUUGUUACAUUGUUGAAGAUUGCGGAAUUUUGAAUUUAUUGGAAACUGGCGACGAAAUAAUUACUCUAAAAGAGUUACAUGAAUUACGAUCUAGAGAAAACCUAAAAAAAAUUGAAUUUAAAUUUAUUCCUGUUAAAUGUAAUUAUUUAACGAACAUGAGUAAGAAAAACAAUGAUCGUAAUACAGAAUUAAUAAUUAAAUAUAUUGAUAGAAUAUUUACAAAAUUAAAACAAUUUCAUAUUAUGGAUCACUUAAAUACAAAAUUGUUUCCAGAUAUUAAUAAAAUAAUGUCAAUAGUUUGUUUAUUAGCAAAUAAAAUGGAAUGAAAAUCAUUCAAAUUCUUAUCUCGACUACAUUAGCGAAUAAAAGAAAUUUAGUCCUCUAAAUAUAUUGGCUAAUAUUAAUUCUUCAAUCAGUUUUUAAUAGUCUUUAAGACCCUGUUCGACAUAUUUUUUUCUGAUCUUAAUGUCAAAAUAAUUAAUGAUAUAAUGAAAUAAUAAUUUUGGUUAUAAUUUCAGUCUGCCUAUAAGAUAAUUUUUAAGUAACCAAAAAAAAAAAAAAUGAAUGUUAUCUAGAAAGAAUGUGGAACUGCGUCCAAAAGUUCCAAGCCAUAAACAUCAAUUGUAUAAAAAUAAGAUAAAAACUGUGAUACGUUUUUUUCAAUAACAAAGAAUAUUUAAUAA
Microplitis mediator is the source of this 2109-nucleotide messenger RNA. RefSeq lists its product as uncharacterized. The coding region runs from base 325 to 1752 and encodes 475 amino acids. The record is from RefSeq and is a predicted model, not a curated record. The transcript has 2 exons. Lineage: Eukaryota; Metazoa; Arthropoda; Insecta; Hymenoptera; Braconidae.